Molecule: messenger RNA, 567 nt
Organism: Cercopithifilaria johnstoni
Lineage: Eukaryota; Metazoa; Nematoda; Chromadorea; Rhabditida; Onchocercidae
Source: the annotation of a GenBank genome assembly
AUGGUCGAGAUCGACAGAGAGUUCCCAAGGAAAUGGCCAUUUGGCAUAGUUAUGACUGCCCAGUGGUUUGGUUGCUUUAUAUUGCUGAUCAUUUUAUACUGCUCACCGUUUUACUACAGUGGAACAUCGUUUGUGUUUUUCUGUGCUUGGACAAUGUUUUUUGCCAGCUUACUUACGUGGAUUGUCCAUCUACUUGGUUUUCAACGACAAAUAUUGAAUGUCGGACAGAUGUCCGCAUUUAUACCAUUUGCGCUUCUACUUUUCGUCUAUUCGCUGCUUUUUUUCUUCCUUUUCUGCAUUUCGGCACUGAUUUGCUUGAUUAGUAUGUUUUCAUCGAUUGGUUAUGCUGCCAGCCUUUUCUUCGUUUAUCUUUUUGCCACGUUACUUUGUCUGUUUUGUGCAGCAAUGUGUGGUUACUUGGCAAUCUUGCUGUACCGCAGUACUCCAAAUGGAUUGCUUUUGAACUUGAGAACGGUUAUAAUUGAAGGUGACAAAACGAGCACAAUUACUAACACAACAGCCGCGAUGCCUCCAGCAGUCUUCCCUCAAGGUACAAAUCCUGUAUAA